This is a messenger RNA of Laetiporus sulphureus 93-53, 1174 nucleotides long. RefSeq lists its product as uncharacterized. The record is from RefSeq and is a predicted model, not a curated record. The transcript is spliced from 3 exons. The coding region runs from base 215 to 1174 and encodes 319 amino acids. NCBI's taxonomy places the organism in Eukaryota, Fungi, Basidiomycota, Agaricomycetes, Polyporales, Laetiporaceae.
GGGAACACUGCUCAUCCUAUUGCGUAUUCUGAUUCCCAGACUUUCUGUUGAAAGCAGACGUCAGACAAGGAUAUCUGGAGCCCGCGGAGGUUGAAGGGAUUGUCUCAUCUGCCUACGGGAGACUACGGGCAUCUUUGUUUCAUAAGCUCGCUCAGUGUUGCGCUCGUUGACUCUAUGUGCUGUCAUCGACUGACGCGCGACGCUUUCCUCCACGAUGACCGAUGUCGAGGUUUUCCCUGCACUCGUUGAAGGGGCCACGCUCCGCAUCGUGCUGCGCCCCAGUGCACCAUCCUCGACCGAGGACGGAGUCUCCUUAUGUGCCCGCGUCACCCACACCUACAGCCCCUUUACCAUGUCUCCCGUCCUUCGUGUUUCCAUCGAUCCCUUACGGCCUUCGGCCCUUCCACCUUCCUCGUCACCCUUCCCCACUGAGGCGAUCCUCAAACUCUACGACCGACGCUGUCUCACCAACACCCGCGUCGAUUACGACGACGGCCGUCCCUGGAGCCUCGAUGAGGAGCGUGAACACUGGCAAUAUCUUGUCGAAGUCGAGCGAGGCGCAGCCAAAGUGGGCGACUUCGCGAGCCCGACAUACAUGUGGGACAACGACGUCUCCGACGGCGCAUUCGAAGCAUACCUUGCGUACACCGCGCCCGCGAUGUUUGCUGCCGAGCGCGCAGCGUAUGAAUGCCUAAAUGAACUCCAAGGGAAGGAGAUUCCGCGGUUGUACGGCGUCGUCGAAUGGGAGGUCGUGCCCGGGAUACUGAUCGAGUAUGUGUCGGGGCUGACGCUCAGGCAGCUCGUGCAGACGUGGCCCCGUCGCACGCCCACCCUGUCGAACGUGCUGUUGGCGCAUCUAUGCGACAGAGCCGUCGCCGUUGUCGACCAUAUGUCCGACUUUGACGUGCUCAACGAGGACGUUCGGCUCGAUAACUUCCUCAUCCGCGAGCCAUUCUUGGAGUUGGUAGAGUAUCCAGUGGUACUGGUUGAUCUUGCGCAGUGCAGGCUCCGCUGCGCGGAGGAGGACGAAGACGCGUGGGUCGCGGCCAAGUGGUCUCAGGACGAGACCGGCGCGGUCGGGUUUGUGUUGCUCAGCUUGGUGCAGGAGUGUGUGGGCAAGGACGUGUGGUCGUUCAAGAGAAGCUUGCGGUACUAUCGACCUUUGGAAGGCUAG